Messenger RNA from Phoenix dactylifera (date palm), 1453 nucleotides. RefSeq names its product VQ motif-containing protein 4-like. NCBI's taxonomy places the organism in Eukaryota, Viridiplantae, Streptophyta, Magnoliopsida, Arecales, Arecaceae. The record is from RefSeq and is a predicted model, not a curated record.
UGGUUCAAAUAUCCAUAAAUAUCCAUAAAUAUCCAAAACAGCAAUUAGCCUGGAACACCUUGGGUAUUUUUUCCAGCAAACUCAAUCCCAGCACCAUCAACUCCCCUCCGAGAGAGAGGGAGAGAUAAAAGAGAAAACAAGAGGGAGAAGAGAGAGACUUCCAUUCUUUUCAUCUCAUCAAGUUUUUUUUUUUCAUACACAAACUAUGCAGCUCUAAUUUCUCUCUUUUAUAUCUCUUCUUUUCCUGCUUUUCCCCAGUUCCAACCAACCUCAUCCUUAAGAACUCCAUCCCCAUCCCCCCUUUUAUUCCUCCUCUCCUCCAUCUUCUCAUCACCCUGAUCACCUUUUUUCCCGUUUUAACGCCACAACCAAUGGAAAACCACCAAAAAAAUCCCCAACGAAGAGAACACCCAUCAUCCCAUCCCACCUCCCCAAACACCACCUCAAGCAGCAGCAGCAGCAGCAGCAAUGGAGCUGCAUCCACAGCUAAAGCAGCAGCAGCGGCGGCGGCGGCGGCGGCGGCGCAGGUUGCAUCUCCUCCAACUCUACAGCCCCCAACGCCGAAAUCGAUCCCGAGAUCCAUCGAAUCCAACCCGUACCCAACCACCUUCAUCCAGGCCGACACCUCGUCCUUCAAGCAGGUCGUCCAGAUGCUCACCGGCUCAGCCGAGACCGCCUCCAAGCACGCCGCCGCCAACCCCAGCCCCCCGCCACCCAAGAACCCGAUCCCGCCAGCCGCCAAGGCCACCGGCCCCAAGAAACCGGCUUUCAAGCUCUACGAACGCCGCAGCGGCCUCAAGAAUCUCAAAAUGAUAAGCCCGCUCAUCCCCACCUUCCUCAAUUCCACCCCCAUCUCGCCGGCCGCCGCCGGCGGCGCCGCCGCCUUCUCCCCCCGGAAGCAGCCGGAGAUCCUCUCGCCGAGCAUGCUGGAUCUUCCCUCCCUGGCCCUCAGCCCGGUCACGCCGCUGAUCCCGGAUCCCUUCAACCGGUCGCCGCACCCGAACUCGACGCCGUCCCCGGCUAUGUCCGCCGAGGAGCGGGCGAUCGCCGAGAAGGGGUUCUACUUGCACCCGUCGCCGAGGACCACGCCGAGGGACGCCGAGCCGCCCCGGCUGCUGCCGCUCUUCCCGGUGACGUCGCCUCGAGUCUCCUCCUCCUCGGCUUCCUCUCCAUGAGAUCGCUGGAUCCUUGUUGAGAAUAUUUAUGAUAUCUUGGUGCAAUUCGAAUUUUAUCUGUUCUUUCUUUUUCUGGAGAGAGAGAGAGAGAGUUGGGGCUGUCUAUACGAUUUGGUCUCUCUUUCUUCCUCUCUCUGAUUCACUCCUCUGGUAUUCUCUCUGUGAUGCAAACCAACCAGCAUGGUCUCAGAAGAGAAUCUCUUGGGUAUCUUUCAGUCUGAUAUCAUAUUUCCUUUAGCUAUGGACUCAAUGAGAAAUUUUACUUUCUUAUUUCUCUA